AUUCAACCCAUUUCGCUUGGCUCCCCGCCCACCACGUGUCCCCUCCCCGCCACGUCACCCCCCUCCUAACCUACCCGCCUUCUUCUACUUCUACCACGCGCGUAGUUUCCUCCCCUCCCCACCAUUGCCGCCGCGCCGCGCCACGCCACGCCACGCCGAGUUGCCGAGCUGAGCCAUGAUGGAGUUGCGCAAGUACUGGGGCGUCGGCGGGCGGCGGUGCGGUGCGUGCGAGGCGUCGCCGGCGGCCGUGCACUGCCGCGGCUGCGGCGGGGUGUACCUGUGCACGGCGUGCGACGCGCGCCCGGGCCACGCGCGGGCGGCGCACGAGCGGGUGUGGGUGUGCGAGGUCUGCGAGGUGGCGCCCGCCGCCGUCACCUGCAAGGCCGACGCCGCGGUGCUCUGCGCCGCCUGCGACGCCGACAUCCACGACGCCAACCCGCUGGCCCGCCGCCACGCGCGCGUCCCCGUCGCGCCCAUCGGCUCCGCCGCCGCCGCCGCCGUGGCCGCCGAGGCCAUGCUGUUCGGCGUCGCCGCCGCCGGGGCCGAGGCCGAGGCGGUGGAGGAUAAGGCCGCGGCCGAGCACCACCACCACCAGCAGCGGCAGCAGCACGGCGCGCUCAACCUCAACGUGGAGGCGAAGGACAUGAAGCUCGACUACCUCUUCUCCGACCUCGACCCUUACCUCAACGUCGAGUUCGCCCGCUUCCCCCACGCCGACAGCGUCGUCCCCAACGGCGCCGGCGCCGGCGCCGCCAUAGAGCUCGACUUCACCUGCGGCCUAGGCGUCGGCGUCGGCGGCGCCAAGCAGUCCUACAGCUCCUACACCGCCACCGACCUCGCUCACAGCGGCUCGUCGUCGGAGGUGGGCGUGGUGCCGGAGGCCAUGUGCGGCGGCGGCGGCGCCAUCGAUCUCGACUUCACGAGGCCGAAGCCUCAACCCUACAUGCCGUACACGGCGACUCCUCCUCCGAGCCACAGCGUAGUAAGCGCGCAGAUGUCGUCGUCGGUGGUCGACGUGGGCGUGGUGCCGGAGCGGGCGGCGGCGAUGGGGGAAGGGAGGGAGGCGAGGCUGAUGAGGUACAGGGAGAAGCGGAAGAACCGGCGGUUCGAGAAGACGAUCCGGUACGCGUCGCGCAAGGCCUACGCCGAGACGCGCCCCCGGAUCAAGGGCCGCUUCGCCAAGCGCGCCGACCACGACGCCGACGACGCCGACGCCGACGCCGACGACCCCGCCGCCGUCCCAUCCUCCUACAUGCUCGACUUCGGCUACGGCGUCGUCCCGUCCUUCUGAUCGCCGCCCGCCGCCGGCCACCGCCGCCGCGCCGUCGCUUGUAAUCUUGUAUCAAAUCGAUCGAUCGAUGUGUAGGGGCGUAGUAAUCCCAUGUAGUACUCAUUUUGAGCUAGCUCACGCUAGUUUUGUACACUACUACUGCUACUAAUUACGUGCUUACUACUUAGUGGUAAUUAUUUUUUUGAUCAGCAAGAUCAUCUAUAUUGUAUUAGCUCCCCCCAACGAAUAAAUCACAACUAUAUGGUAUUAUUCAUCAGCUAGGAAUUGUUGAUGGAAACAAAAUAAGGCAUGUUUGAUGGC
This is a messenger RNA of Oryza sativa Japonica Group (Japanese rice), 1591 nucleotides long. Its product is annotated as zinc finger protein CONSTANS-LIKE 5. The record is from RefSeq and is a predicted model, not a curated record. Gene Ontology annotation, cellular component: nucleus. NCBI's taxonomy places the organism in Eukaryota, Viridiplantae, Streptophyta, Magnoliopsida, Poales, Poaceae. Gene Ontology annotation, biological process: regulation of flower development. Gene Ontology annotation, molecular function: protein binding; DNA-binding transcription factor activity; zinc ion binding.